UUUAAAGCCUUGACACAAACGAACAAGCAAACACACACCCCCCACGACGAGGAAAUCGAACGCGAAGCGACCCAGAGAGAGAGAUGGAAACCCUCCACGAGACCUCCCCUCUCUUAUUCCCUCCUCCCACCCAAAUCCCAAUCCCUUCUUAUUCUCCUUAUCCCCAAGAUUCCUUCACGGCUACCGAGUUGGCGGCGGCGGAGCAGCUCGUCCAACUCAGCGAGAGCAGCGGCGACUCGGCCCUCUGGAAGACCCUCUCCUCCUCGUCCUUCUCGUCGUCUUCUUCUUCUCCUCGAUCCGUUAACACCCGGCCGGCGCCGGCGACGAUGGAGGCCGUGGCCGAGGACGACGAGGACGAGGACGAGAUCGGUGGAGUCUCGCGGCGGAGGAGGCGGCGUUAUCGUUUGAUCGACGAUCUCUAUGCGGCCACGGCCCCGAUCGACGGCGCCAGCGGCGGUCGCGAGAAGAGGCGGUAUGGAGAGCAGCGUCGGGAGAAGAGGAGGAAGGGUGGGGGGUUAUAGAAGGUUGAUUGAAAUGGGUUCUUGAUGUAAAUUUUUCUAAUUUCGUUGUAUGGGUGAGUUGAGGGCGUCUUCUCACCCGCAGUAACUUUUAGGAGAAAUUUUACUAGUGUGUGUUACUACCUACCAACC
Messenger RNA from Elaeis guineensis (African oil palm), 650 nucleotides. RefSeq lists its product as uncharacterized. The record is from RefSeq and is a predicted model, not a curated record. NCBI's taxonomy places the organism in Eukaryota, Viridiplantae, Streptophyta, Magnoliopsida, Arecales, Arecaceae.